CUGGUUAAAGAACCAUCCGGAUCGCAGCGCGGGGGGAGGGCUGGGUGGGGGGAGAGCGGCGGCCGCGCGUGAGGCCGAGGGAGGGGCGGCGGCGCGAACGGCGGCGGCGGCGGUUCCAGCAUGAAGAGGAGAGCUGGCCUGGGGGGCAGCAUGAGGUCAGUGGUGGGCUUCUUGUCCCAGCGGGGCUUGCAUGGGGACCCCCUGCUCACUCAGGACUUUCAGAGGAGACGCCUGCGGGGCUGCAGAAACCUCUACAAGAAGGACCUCCUCGGCCACUUCGGCUGUGUCAAUGCCAUUGAAUUCUCCAACAAUGGAGGCCAGUGGCUGGUCUCAGGAGGAGAUGACCGCCGGGUUCUGCUAUGGCACAUGGAACAAGCUAUCCACUCCAGAGUCAAGCCCAUACAGCUGAAAGGAGAGCACCAUUCCAACAUUUUUUGCCUGGCUUUCAACAGUGGGAACACCAAAGUAUUCUCUGGAGGAAAUGAUGAGCAAGUUAUCCUCCAUGAUGUCGAAAGCAGUGAGACCUUGGAUGUGUUUGCUCAUGAAGAUGCGGUAUAUGGCUUGUCGGUGAGCCCAGUGAAUGACAACAUUUUUGCCAGCUCCUCAGAUGAUGGCCGGGUUCUCAUCUGGGACAUCCGGGAGUCUCCCCAUGGAGAGCCCUUCUGCCUGGCAAACUAUCCAUCAGCUUUUCACAGUGUCAUGUUUAACCCUGUGGAGCCCAGGUUAUUGGCCACAGCCAAUUCAAAGGAAGGAGUGGGACUCUGGGAUAUUCGAAAACCUCAGAGUUCUCUCCUGCGCUAUGGUGGCAAUCUAUCCCUCCAGAGUGCCAUGAGCGUGCGAUUCAACAGCAACGGCACCCAGCUCCUGGCCCUGAGGCGUCGCCUGCCCCCUGUGCUCUAUGACAUCCACUCCCGCCUGCCUGUGUUCCAGUUUGACAAUCAGGGUUACUUCAACUCUUGCACCAUGAAAAGUUGCUGCUUUGCAGGGGAUCGUGACCAGUAUAUCCUUUCAGGCUCUGAUGACUUUAACCUGUACAUGUGGAGAAUUCCUGCAGAUCCAGAAGCAGGUGGCAUUGGUAGGGUGGUCAACGGAGCCUUCAUGGUGCUGAAAGGGCAUCGGUCUAUUGUUAACCAGGUCCGAUUUAACCCUCACACCUACAUGAUCUGCUCUUCUGGUGUAGAAAAGAUUAUCAAGAUCUGGAGCCCAUACAAGCAGCCAGGAUGUACAGGAGACCUAGACGGUCGGAUUGAGGAUGAUUCCCGCUGCCUCUAUACCCACGAAGAGUACAUCAGCCUGGUGCUGAACAGUGGGAGUGGCCUGUCACAUGACUACGCCAACCAGUCCGUGCAGGAAGACCCCCGGAUGAUGGCCUUCUUUGACUCCCUGGUGCGCCGCGAGAUCGAAGGCUGGAGCUCUGACUCCGACAGCGACCUCAGCGAGAGCACCAUCCUCCAGCUGCACGCAGGGGUCAGCGAGCGCUCGGGCUACACCGACUCCGAGUCCUCGGCCUCGCUGCCCCGCUCCCCUCCGCCCACAGUGGACGAGAAUGCCGACAGCGCCUUCCACCUGGGGCCCCUCCGGGUCACCACCGCCAACUCAGGGGCGUCGCCGCCGCCGCCGCCCACGUGCGAGGAGGCCGCGUCUCGCCAGCAGCGCCUGUCUGCUCUGCGGCGCUACCAGGACAAACGCCUCCUGGCCCUUUCCAACGAGUCCGAUUCCGAAGAGAACGCCUGUGAGGUGGAGCUGGACACAGACCUCUUCCCCCGGCCGCGGUCUCCCAGCCCUGAAGAGGAGUCCAGCAGCUCCAGCAGCUCCAGCAGCUCGGAGGAUGAGGAGGAGCUGAACGAGCGCCGGACGGCCAUGCGGCAGCGCAAUACCCUGCGGCGCCGGCAGAAGGCGCCCCGAGAGGAGAGGCCCGCCCCCCCCAGCAAGCCCGCCAGCACCUACAUCGGAGAAGACAACUAUGAUUACCCCCAGAUCAAAGUGGACGACCUCUCCUCCUCUCCCCCCUCCUCCCCUGAGCGGAGCACUUCCACGCUGGAGAUUCAGCCCAGCCGGGCCUCGCCAACUUCUGACAUCGAGUCGGUCGAGCGAAAGAUUUAUAAAGCUUACAAGUGGCUCCGCUACUCCUAUAUCUCCUACUCCAGUAACAAAGAUGGAGAGAGCUCGCUCGUGUCUGGGGAGGCCGAUGAAGGGCGAGCGGGCACCAGCCACAAGGACAGCCCAGCCCCUUCUUCCAGUAAGGAAGCCUGUCUCGGCUCGACUGUAGGCCCGCGGAACCAGGACCUGACCCCUGAAGGUCGCAGCAAGGAUGCUUCCAAAGAAGGGACUUCUGCUAGAAAUCCCAGCAAUGGCCCAGGCCAGGAGCACAGCAGCCACCCUUGGGCAGAGGCCCCGGAGGACCCCUCACAGGACACUAACAAUGGUGGCUCUGUAGAACACUCUUUUGAAACCAAGAAGCUCAAUGGGAAGGCCCUGAGCAAGGCCCUAAGCAGCCGGGCUGAGGAGCCGCCCUCUCCUCCUGUCCCCAAGGCAUCUGGCUCCACUCUGAGCAGCGGGUCUGGCAGCUGUCCCAGGACCCAGUCUGAUGACAGUGAGGAGAGGAGCCUCGAAACCAUCUGUGCCAACCACAACAAUGGACGCUUACACCCCCGCCCCCCUCACCCCCAUAACAACGGGCAGAACUUUGGAGAGCUGGAGGCAGUGGUGUGCUCUUCUCCAGGACAUUCGGACACUGACCAUGAUAGCUUGUCCCUGACAGGGACACUCCUACACAAAGAUUGUUGUGGGUCUGAAAUGGCCUGUGAGACCCCCAGUGCUGGAACAAGAGAGGACGCCACUGGCCCCCCAGACACAGACAGCAGCAGGGCUGUUCAUGGCCAUAGCGGCCUGAAAAGGCACCGAGUCGAAUUGGAAGAUACAGAUUCAGAGAAUUCCUCCUCAGAGAAGAAAUUAAAAACAUGAUAAAUACAAAGGGAAAACAAAAAGCUAUGAAAUGUAGCUUUACAAAAAAUUUUUUAAUCCUGUUUAGUGAACACAGAGGAAAGGAAAAAAGUAUUAAAGGCACAUAAAACCAGGGCCUGAAAUUUUGUGUCUGAUGCUGCUGUCUUCUCGUCAGUAAUGGGUCUGAAUGUUUAGCUGGCCGUUGGCUUGUGCUGUGUAAGGAAAGGGAAAAAAAAUCCAAGUGACUCCUUUCUAGUAAGACUCGAGCAUCGCGUACCUGUGCGUUUUGUUAAAGUAAAUCCUUGUUGAGACGUU
Messenger RNA from Zalophus californianus (California sea lion), 3258 nucleotides. It is a transcript of the gene DCAF5, whose product is annotated as DDB1 and CUL4 associated factor 5. Lineage: Eukaryota; Metazoa; Chordata; Mammalia; Carnivora; Otariidae. The coding region runs from base 121 to 2964 and encodes 947 amino acids. Gene Ontology annotation, biological process: negative regulation of fatty acid biosynthetic process. The record is from RefSeq and is a predicted model, not a curated record. The transcript is spliced from 9 exons. Gene Ontology annotation, molecular function: protein binding. Gene Ontology annotation, cellular component: cytoplasm; Cul4-RING E3 ubiquitin ligase complex.